This is a messenger RNA of Colius striatus (speckled mousebird), 4518 nucleotides long. Its product is annotated as cilia- and flagella- associated protein 210-like. The record is from RefSeq and is a predicted model, not a curated record. The coding region runs from base 293 to 1147 and encodes 284 amino acids. Lineage: Eukaryota; Metazoa; Chordata; Aves; Coliiformes; Coliidae. The transcript has 7 exons.
CGUGAGGCGGGGCGGGUGCUGUGGCGGGCAGCUACCGCUGCACUUCGGGGGCAGUUGCUUUCUUGUGCUUUGCUGCUCUCCGCCUCAGUAGAUAACGCCACCGUCCCCGGCAGCGCCGGCAGCGAGCGGACACUGCGCACCGCAGCCGCCUUUCUUCUUUCUCUGGGGGCGGAAGAAACGCCCCUGGAGUGCCGGGCCGGUACAGUUGGUGAGGAUCCCGCUCUUUCUUUCCCGCUUCGCGGAGAGGCAGGCGCCGGGCGUGGGGCCAGCCCGCGGCGGUGAAGGGCCAAGCAUGGACGGCGAGGGGCCAGACGCCGCCCGCCCGGAGGCAGAGCUGGAGCGCGGCCGGUACUUGGAGCGCCGGGCCGUGGCCCGCGAGCAGCUGGCGCAAAUAAAGGAGCACAAGCAUCAAGCAGAUCUGGCCAAGCUAGAAGACAAAAGAGAAGGGGAAGAAAUACAGAGAUUGAAUCGACUGUACCAACUGGAAAUUCAGAGAGGAAAAGAAAAGGAACAGGAGCAAAAAGUUGACCGCCAGAGGCUGUAUCACGAGUAUGUAGCUGAGCAGAAAAUAAUUAAAGCUUAUGAGAAACAAAAGGAAGAUGAUGAGGAUGAUCGGAUUAAAGCAUAUAUUAAAGGAAAAGAAACGAUGGCUGAUCUGACAAGAGAAAAAGACACAGAGACAAAGAGACUAAUGCAAGAGCACAAGGACAAAGCUUUUGAACAGCUAACUGCACAGAUGAAUGAGACGUGUAAGAUUGAAGAUGAUCGCCUUGCUAGAGGAGCUGCAGAGGUGGAAAAUGAAUACCAAAUAAAAAACAAAGAGAAAGAUGCAAAAAAAAAGGCUGCCAUUGAAUCUAUUGCUGAACACAGAGCCACUGUGAUGAAGAUGAAAUUGGAAAAGGAGAGGGAGGAAAAAGUAGAGGAUGAGAAGGAUCGUAAUCAGUGGAUGACAGCAGAUAAUGCCUACCUGGAAAUGGAAAAAGCCAAGAAACAAAGGCAACGUGCUGCAAGCAUGGAAGUGCAGAAAAUUCAGAUGCAGCAAAUGGCUGAAAAACAGGCAAAAAGACAGCAGGAAAGGCAAGCAGAUUUGGACUACGAUGCUCAGAGAGAAGCUUCUUUCUGUAAGGAUCGAGCAUUUCGGCGAUAAAGACAAAAGAAUGGAAACUUUUAUUAAAACCUUUUGAUUGCAGAAGAUGGAGCCUUGAGAGGAAGGAUUGACUGCAGCAGAAGCAGUGCUGAAAUCUGCAGAGCUUGAUAAUGCUCCAAAUCCAUGCCUAAGUGCAUAUUUGCACAUACUCACUACCGUGCAAUUGGUGAGUUAAAUGGGUUUUAGUCUCCCUCCACAUCUGCAAGCAGCAAGGUGGAUUGCAGCCUCAUUUCCUACUCAGCUUCAAGAAUCACCUCAUUCUGCAGAUUACGUAUAUCUGCAUUUGAAGUCUACAGCCUGUUUUCAUGGGGUUCAUACCCCUUUUACUUUGAACAUCUACAGAAAUAACAAACUCAAGUACCAGAAACAACUCUUCCUUUCAGUAUACCUAGAGUGAAGUAGGAAUCCUACGUAAUUUUAAAGCACAUUGGCUAAAUAUGGAUUUAGUUACUGAAAUUCAGCAUGAAAAAAUCUAGCAGGAAUCAUCUCACUUUAUUCCACAUGCUUUGUGGUCUUGCUGUAAAUGAGUAACCCUAGAAAAAAAACACCCCUGAAGUAUUUUAAAAACAUGAAGAAAUACUUGACGUUCUAAAACUUUCAGUGACAAAGCAUUUUGUAACAUUUCAUUGUCUUUUACAGUUGUCCUACAUGAAAGGCAAGAAUGGAAAACUACCUGAAGGAAUAAUACAGAAGACUAAAAUUAGUUUGUGUUGAAAUCAGGAAGAAAAGACAGGGACUAGGCCAAGAGAACAGUUUCCUUCUGCAAGUAGAGGCAGAUGAAAGCUAUUGGACAAACUUGAGAAACAAAGCUUGGCUCAUUCAGUCUGGCAAUGACACUAAGCAGCUUACAGUUGCUUGAAGGGUUGUUACAAAUACAGCAGUGCCAAAGUCGUCUUAGAGUCACGUGUUGGAUAUGGCAAAUUGUGACAUGGGACAUCAGGAUAAGGAAUUGGAAAACUUUUUGUUUCACCAGCAUCAGAGUGUGAUGAUGCUGUAUCAAAAUGGCCAGAAGUGGUGGAGUCCCCACCCAUGCAGGCUUUAAAGAUGACCCAUAUCAAACAGGAGGUUGGUCUAGCUGACCACCACAAGGUCCAUUUCAGGUGCCAUUUAAAGAUGGCAACAGUGCACAACGCUCACCUGGAAGAAUCUGCUAUUUGAGAAGUACCUCUAAAUGAAUACCUGGUGUCACUACUUUUAUUAGCUGAAAUUUUAAUUAAAUAGCUGGCAAAUCAGAAUAUGCCUCAAGAAAUAGUUUGACUAGUAAACUGUAAUUACUGGUUUUGCUCAGCAAAACACCCUGUUAGAUGGUGUGUUGCUUCAGGAGGUUGUAGCAGAGGAGAAGUAUAAUAGGUAUUGGCCUUAUUAGGAGGCCAGGACCUUAGAAAUGCAAAAGCAGCCCUCAAAGACUGAAACAGAGACCUUAAGUCAAACUGCUUUUCUUUUUUUUUUAAAUCUGUCACCCAACUCUGAAAGAGCAGCAACUUAAGUUUGAACAUGUGGGCCUCCAGGAUCUAACAUGGGAUUCUCCCAACAGUAACACAACUGGUACCUGCAUGGCUCUGGUAAGACAGUCCUGUCAUCGUGGAUCUAACACAGCUCCUACCUAGGAACUGGAAGAGGGCAGCUUUCUAGAAUGCUUCAUAUCGUAAGGGACGUUAACUCACUGUGCAGCUCUUCACUGUUAGGUAGUAGUGUUCCAGGUUGGUUGGAGUUCUAGCUCUCAGAGUACUAGCUGUGUUCAGGUUCUUUUAACAUUACAGUCUUUGCUACUGCUCAGCUCCGAAGAAGUUUGAAGACACCUACGUGAAAGCAAACUACCCAUGAACAAAAGAGUUGGCACCAUGGGAGUACGAGGGGUGGACAUUUUCAUGUCCCAAUACAGACUGGCUGUAUGCUCCUGAAAAAACAAAUUUCCAAGCUCCUUGGUCACGUUAGGUCAAAUCAUUUCUUCUGCUUCAUUAGCUAAAUUCUUUCAGAUGCCUGUUAUUAACUUGCAUCUUUCUGGCAUCUCUUGAACAAAACAAUGCUAUAACUAGUCUGUAAUGUUCUGUGUUGUGGCAGUGCAUCCUUGUCUCUGCUCUAUCUUCCUUGUUCUGGCAGUGCAUCUUUGAGAGAAGGGAAAUUUCACUGCUUAUAAAUUGUUCUCAAAGAAACCUAAAUAACCCUAACACACAGCCUCCUAGACCCCUCUCUGAAGGUUAGGACUUCAGAGGGAGUUGGAAGUGAAGGCCAGAGGUUUGAGAAGACUUCUUUGGAAUUAAUUCCUUUCUAAUCAAAAUAAGUUGUUCUACAGGCUUUGUUAAACCUGUAAUUCCUUUUAUACUCUUGCACUGCCACCACUAAAAUCUGAGCUGCUUUUUGUUCUGGUGUAUCGUGGCCUCUGGCAUUAAGAACUAGAUAUCUAAGUGGAUACAUAAAUGAUUCAAACCUGCCCUCUAAUCUGUUAAACCCAUCCCUACAAAGCAGUUUUAAAGCACAGUUGCUCACAGUUUUACAUAAACCAGCACCACACUUUCUUUGUGGGUUUCCUCAUCUCAAUAUAUUAUCUAGCACAGAGCAUGAUGCUGUUAGGUGCCAAAAGACUUGAACUGCAGGUCCCAUAAAAUUCAACAUUAUACCUCUGUUAAUGCAAUACUAACGUCCCCCUUCCAGUGUGUAUCACUUUAUCUGAUUCCUUAUGUAAAGGAAAAACAGGCAGAGGUUAGAAAGCAGGAAUGUGUGCUGGAAAAAGGAAGCAGACAGGAUACAAGGCUACUAAGAUGUGGGAAAUACAGAUCCAGCAAUCGGUACAGUGUCAUAGUGGACAAGGAAGAAGCAGGACUGUCUUUGGUCAAGUUUAGAGUUUAGUUAUUAGCAUUACUGCUCUAAAAGUAUAUCUGCUUUAGUUUCAACUACAACCUAUCAGUGUACAUACAAUUAAUUGUACGGUACUUGCCAAUUCUAUAAUAAGACUUAAACUCUAUUUCUUCUUCAGAAAUCUCUAACAAGUACAGAAGUAUAUACUAAGGAAUAAGAAGCUAGCCACUGUCUCCUUACAAGUUCAAUGUGCCUGCAAAACCUGCCAGUGCCUAACAGCUGAAGCUAACUAACUCUGGAGCACAUUACAAGGCGUCCUAUUUGCCACAACCUGCCUGUACUCCAGCACAAGAAACAAGUGCCACAGCUAGUCACACACAGCUUGCAACUGUACCUGUGAUCAUUUUUAUUAUGGAACAAAGCAGCAGAUUCACCUUCUAGGAAGUCAAGAGGUAACAACCAAAGAUAAACUAUCAGUUCAUCUUUACUAUAUUUGAGUAUUGGGCUUCCAAGCUUAAUUCAAACCUUGUUUUGGCUUAAUAAAAUUUCUUACUGAGCAAAUAAUAAAAUUGAGU